CCGUGCGCCAGAACGUACCAGAACGUUUGAAUCCUCAGUAUCCGUCACAACUCUAUUUUUUAAUUUUCGAGGCAUUUAUUGUCCACCUAUAUUUAUAUAUAUUUAUAUAUAUAUAUAAAAAAAAUUUACUGUGAAGUUUUAGUGAAUUUAUUUUAUCAAUUAUUUUAAAAUGCGUGAGUGUAUCUCAGUCCACGUUGGCCAAGCCGGAGUUCAGAUCGGCAACGCCUGCUGGGAGCUCUAUUGUCUAGAACAUGGAAUUCAGCCGGAUGGGCAAAUGCCCUCAGACAAAAUGUUAGGCGGCGGUGACGACAGUUUCAAUACUUUUUUCAGUGAAACCGGGGCUGGUAAACAUGUACCGAGAGCUGUAUUUGUCGAUUUGGAGCCUACUGUCGUUGAUGAGGUACGCACUGGAACUUACCGCCAGCUAUUCCACCCCGAGCAAUUAAUAACCGGUAAAGAAGACGCAGCCAACAAUUACGCUCGCGGGCAUUACACAAUUGGAAAGGAAAUAGUUGAUCUCGUGUUAGACAGAAUCCGCAAAUUGGCUGACCAAUGUACCGGUUUACAAGGAUUUUUAAUAUUCCACUCCUUUGGCGGUGGUACCGGUUCUGGUUUCACGUCCUUAUUGAUGGAACGUCUUUCAGUUGAUUAUGGUAAAAAAUCAAAACUUGAAUUCGCUAUUUAUCCAGCGCCUCAAGUAUCCACAGCCGUCGUUGAACCAUACAAUUCAAUUCUGACAACCCAUACAACAUUGGAACAUUCCGAUUGCGCAUUUAUGGUCGACAACGAGGCUAUUUAUGACAUUUGCCGACGUAAUUUGGACAUAGAACGCCCUACUUACACCAAUUUGAAUCGUCUUAUUGGGCAGAUUGUGUCUUCAAUUACGGCGUCAUUGCGUUUUGACGGAGCAUUGAACGUCGAUUUGACUGAAUUCCAAACAAAUUUGGUACCAUACCCGCGUAUUCAUUUCCCAUUGGUCACUUACGCACCGGUAAUUUCUGCAGAGAAGGCUUACCAUGAGCAAUUGUCGGUCGCUGAAAUAACAAACGCAUGCUUUGAACCCGCGAACCAGAUGGUCAAAUGCGACCCAAGACGCGGUAAAUAUAUGGCCUGUUGUAUGUUGUAUCGUGGCGACGUUGUACCUAAGGACGUAAAUGCUGCCAUUGCGACAAUAAAAACAAAGCGGACAAUCCAAUUCGUCGACUGGUGUCCUACUGGAUUUAAGGUUGGUAUCAACUACCAGCCGCCGACAGUGGUACCUGGUGGGGAUUUGGCCAAAGUACAACGUGCUGUUUGCAUGUUGUCCAACACGACGGCCAUUGCUGAGGCAUGGGCAAGACUUGACCACAAAUUUGACCUUAUGUACGCAAAGAGGGCUUUUGUUCACUGGUACGUUGGCGAGGGUAUGGAAGAAGGAGAAUUUUCAGAAGCAAGAGAAGAUUUGGCGGCUUUGGAAAAAGAUUAUGAAGAAGUUGGCACUGAUUCUGUUGAAGGCGAAGCUGAGGGCGCUGAAGAAUAUUAAAUUUAUAAAAAUCUUUUUUAUUUAUUUGUUAUUAUUAUUAUUAUUUGAGGCUUGUUCUUUUUUGUUGUUGAUGCGAACUUGAUUUUUUAUUGCGAAAUAAAAGUAUUUAAAAAUUUUA
Microplitis demolitor is the source of this 1640-nucleotide messenger RNA. RefSeq names its product tubulin alpha-1 chain. The record is from RefSeq and is a predicted model, not a curated record. Gene Ontology annotation, cellular component: cytoplasm; microtubule. Lineage: Eukaryota; Metazoa; Arthropoda; Insecta; Hymenoptera; Braconidae. Gene Ontology annotation, molecular function: GTP binding; structural constituent of cytoskeleton. The coding region runs from base 170 to 1522 and encodes 450 amino acids. The transcript has 3 exons. Gene Ontology annotation, biological process: microtubule cytoskeleton organization; mitotic cell cycle.